This is a messenger RNA of Chionomys nivalis (European snow vole), 5504 nucleotides long. It is a transcript of the gene Dkk3, whose product is annotated as dickkopf WNT signaling pathway inhibitor 3. The coding region runs from base 146 to 1192 and encodes 348 amino acids. Gene Ontology annotation, biological process: negative regulation of canonical Wnt signaling pathway; multicellular organism development. Gene Ontology annotation, cellular component: extracellular region. The record is from RefSeq and is a predicted model, not a curated record. NCBI's taxonomy places the organism in Eukaryota, Metazoa, Chordata, Mammalia, Rodentia, Cricetidae. Gene Ontology annotation, molecular function: receptor antagonist activity; co-receptor binding. The transcript is spliced from 8 exons.
UGCAGGCUCACUGGGUACCAGCGCUGCUGCAUCCGCGCCUUGCGGGGUACUGAUUCUUCUCCAGCUGCUCUGUGGCAGCCCAAAGGUGUGACCAACCUACGGCUCAGUUUUGUCUAUUCGAGGCUGAGGCCAGCGCCAAACAAACAUGCAGCGACUCAGGGGCAUUUUGCUGUGUCUGCUGCUGGCUGCGGCUGUCCCCACCGCCCCGGCUCCUGCCCCGACGGCGACGGGGACCCCAGUGGAGCCGGGUCCGGCUCUCAGCUACCCGCAGGAGGAAGCUACGCUGAAUGAGAUGUUCCGAGAGGUGGAGGAGCUGAUGGAAGACACGCAGCACAAACUGCGCAGCGCGGUGGAGGAGAUGGAAGCAGAAGAAGCAGCUGCGAGAACAUCCUCUGAGGUGAGCCUGUCAAGUUUGCCUGCCAACUAUCACAACGAGACCAACACAGACACCAGGGUCGGCAAUAACACCAUCCAUAUGCACCGAGAAAUUCACAAGAUAACCGACAACCAGACCGGACAGAUGGACUUUUCUGAGACAGUCAUUACAUCGAUGGGGGAUGAAGAAGGCAAGAGGAGCCAUGAAUGCAUCAUCGAUGAGGACUGUGGGCCCACCAGGUACUGCCAGUUCUCCAGCUUCAAGUACACCUGCCAGCCGUGCCGGGACCAGCAGAUGCUGUGCGCCCGAGACAGCGAGUGCUGUGGAGACCAGCUGUGUGUCUGGGGUCACUGCACCAAAAAGGCCACCAAGGGUAGCAAUGGGACCAUCUGUGACAACCAGAGGGAUUGCCAACCUGGCCUGUGCUGUGCCUUCCAAAGAGGCCUGCUGUUCCCUGUGUGCACAUUCCUGCCUGUGGAGGGGGAGCUCUGCCAUGACCCUACCAGCCAGUUGCUGGACCUCAUCACCUGGGAACUGGAGCCCGAAGGCGCUUUGGACCGAUGCCCCUGUGCCAGCGGACUCCUCUGCCAGCCUCAAAGCCACAGUCUGGUGUACGUGUGCAAGGCAGCCUUCGUCGGUAGCCACGACCAAACUGAGGAGAGUCUGCUGCCCAGGGAGACCCUUGAUGAGUAUGAAGAUGGCGGCUUCAUAGGGGAGGUGCGCCAGGAGCUGGAGGACCUGGAGCGGAGCCUGGCCCAGGAGAUGGCGUUUGGGAAGCCUGCCCCUGCGGAGUCACUGGGUGGGGAGGAGAUUUAGACUCAGACCCAGCUCAGCUGCUGGUAGAUGUGCAAUAGACAUGGCUAAUUUAUUUCCCCGGGAGUGUCCCCUAGGUGUGGGGCUGGCCAGGCAUUUUCCACAGCUCCUUCCCGGUAGUUUUUUCCCUGGCUUGACAAGGUGCAGCGCAAGUACGUUUGUUCCAGCUGCCCCGCUGCUCUGGGGCUGGGAGAGACUGAUGGGGUGUGGGAGGGCAGUGGCGAGCCACCCCACACCAUGGCCAGGCGCUAUGUUUUGUUCUUCAUGGACUGGAGAUUUGAUUGAAAGGAGAAGACAGAAAGGGGUAAAGUCUGCCCAUGGUCGGCCCGGGGGAGACAUGAGGAGGGUGCCUGCCCUGCAAACAAGGACCUGGCAAAAUGUAGCCAUUGCGUUUGUAUUGUGUCCCUUCCAUGGGCCGAGGCCGUGGCUGCGCAGGAGCUACGCUGUUCUUGUGGCCUCCCACACCUUCAUCCCUCCGCCCUCUCUUUCCGCUCCUCCUACCUCACCGUCAACACGCCCUUCACAUCCGCUCAGUCCCCUCAGCACAGCCUAGGAGCAAACCAGAGUGGGUUUCUCGCCAAGCCCCUUGUUCUCUCACUCCACCCCCCCCAGCCUUGGUGCCCCCAACAGUACUUCCAAAAGGAGGGGAGUGAAAUCCUUUUCUUUCUUUCUUUCUUUCUUUCUUUCUUUCUUUCUUUCUUUCUUUCUUUCUUUCUUUCUUUCUUUCUUUCUUUCUUUCUUUCCUUUUCUUUUCUUUUCUUUUCUUUUCUUUUUUUGUGCAUUUAAGGCAUGCCAGGAACUAAGGUCAGGCUAGUUUGCACAUCCCUCUAAGGUUAGAAGUAACAGCAUAGAGGCCAGUGGUAUGGACAUUGCCCUCUGCCAUUUGCUUCCGAAAGUCAGUAAUUGGAGGGCCCUUUGUGUAAAUUAAUUCACAGGAAGGACACUUGGGUAAUUGUAGGGCCAGGGUUAUAAAUGAAAUUUCCCUUGUUUAGCCACAAGGGAAGGCCUCUCUCAAUGGCACAGAGAAAUCAGAAGCAAGCCAGGCUGUGUGAAGUACGGCUGUGAUGUCCAGACAGAAGCUGGGCUGGGCGUUGGGUCUCAGAUGACUGUGUCAGGUGCCAGGAACUAUUUCCAUCCUGUCCUCAUCCAGAGUGAUUCAGCUUUAGAGCUGCGCCCAGUUGUCGAAGCAUGCUUUCUUCUGAGUUUUAAAUUAUGUAUAAGCACAUGCGUUGCGCUCAAAGAUCAGGUAUAAAUUACUUUGGCUACUGUUUGAUAAUUCUUGGGCUUCUUUUAUUUUUUUCCCUUUUGGCUUUCAAUAAAUAUAACCCCACUUCAUCCAGAACAAUAAAAUAAAGCAAUCUGUAGUAUAAAGAGACAAAAAGUCUUUCCAUAGAGGCAGAUUUUCCAGGCAUCUGCGGUUUACUUCUGGACUCUAUUGGAACAUUUAUCCUUGUCUGGAUGGGAAUGAGUUUUAGGAGAGCAAACUCCCGAAGGAACAAAUGGGACACGUGAGUCGUUUCUUGGAGGCGCCCUGUCAUCAAAGGCAGUUCUGGGUUUGGGCAGGAUGGGCAUCUAAUGAAAUACCUGAGGCAAUUAAUUUAUGUAUUUAAAAAAGCUUAUUUCUGUUCCGUUUUGGGUGUCAGUGUGAUCCUGUUGCCUGGAAACUGUGGUGGGGGCAGCACAGCAUGGUCGGGGGAAUGUGGUAGAGUUAGGCUGCUCCCAGGGAGAGAGAGAGGAGCACACAGUCCUCCCCCAGGACCCUAUAUGGGCACCAGGCUCUGCUGCAUUGGUCUUAGCUAUUCUCCUGGUGCUGACAAGAGCUGCCUGAAGGGUGAGGGUUCAUUUUGUAGCAGGCGAGGCACAGGGGUAGAGUGUGGGGCUGCUUCCCACAGUUCUGAGGACCAGGGGGCAGAGAAAGGGUAACACAAGGACUCAGCUUUCUCCUUUUUCCCCUUUCAUUUAUUCUGGGACCCCAGCCCAUGGAAUGGUGCCACCCCACCCAAAAGGGUGAGGUUCCUUCCUCAGCUGGAACUCUCUGGGAACUCCUUGCCUCAUAGACAGGUACAGAGGGUGUCUCCUAAAUGAUUCAAAAACCCAUUUGGUUCCAAGACACAGAAAGGCUAUGUAAUAACUUUUCCACAUAACACCUUUGCCAUCUAAAAGACUUUAAAUCUCUAAUCUGAAGAUAUCACAGUAAAGAAAUAUAAACAUUUAGAAAAACAGUAAAUGUAAGUACUUGCUAGUCACCUAUGUCCAUAGUAUGGGUCCAUUUGUCACUAAAACCUGUGCUGGUUAAAAUUUGCUGUGUUUUAUCUGGUAUGCUGAAAACCUAUGGUUUUAGCUACAAAUGAGAAGAUUCAGAAUAAAUGAACAACAUAUUAAAAAAAAAACUACGCAGGCCGAUAAAGAAGAUUGUUGUAGCCACCCAGUAGUGCCAUGGGGAACAAGCCUUUAACCAAUAGGUCUUCGGGCAGGAGGAUAGUUUACCUGGCCCAUAACAGAGCUGGGACACACCAAGCUCUUUAAGGACUAGAUUGGAGGACCCUGUAUAUUUAGGUCAACAGGGCAAUAGGCGCGGACUCUCUGAAUUCCAUAUAGCAGAUAACAGAAUGGGGGUUCGGAGUGUGGAGGAGGGAGAAGGUAGGUAAAAUGGCUUCAAGGGGGCACUGAUUAUUUCACUGUCAAACAUGGAGGUGUUCUUUAUUCGAUGGCAACUUACCAGGGCCCCUUAACUCCUGGGUCACCCGGCAGCUAUGUGUGAAGGGCUUGCUCAGAGCAGGGUUUGGAUGCUCCCAGAUGAGAGAGUCUCUGCUCUGAAAUCAUCUCAAUAGAAGACGGGACACAGCUAGACCAAGACGGGACACAAAGAGCUGAGCGCUAGAGGAGACCCAGCGGAGGGCUUAGCUUGGAGGGCCGCCACAAAAGGGAAGGACAAGGUUACUGGGAAGGCGGCAGGGAAACCUAGAGGGGAAACAGAUGAGAUUCUUGAUGGAUAGGAUGACUGGAAGCUAAGGCAAGUGUGAGGAAAUGCGUAGAGAUGAGUCAAAAUGGUUUCAUUGAAAACAAACAAAAAAGCCUGUUUGGUACCCACCAUGUAUCAAGUCUCAUUCAUAAAUGAAGGAAAACUAGGGUCCCCUUCCCAGAGCUAACCACCCUGUGAAAGGCCCAAAUGCUCAGCCAGGAAGACCACACCUCACCGUUGUUACUGGACCUUGGGAAGAGCCGAGCUGAGUGCCACUCUCAACUGGCUGCCUGAUCUUUUCUUGAAUUUGGUUCCUGCCAGGGAAACAGCAGCAGGAGCUAAGGUUCAGCUCCUUAGCAGUGAGCCCAGCAAAGGACCAGGACAGGUGCUUAGGAUGUGGCAUUGACUUCAGGGCCCUCUGAGGAAGCUGGGAGCUGUCAGGCUGCCUUUCUCCCCCCACCCUCCCCAGCCUUCAGCUAGUACUCACUUCUUAGCUUCUGUUAGUUUUUGACAGUCCUUGACCCAUGGCCCCUGCAUGACUUUUAUUAUUUCUGUGACUAUAAAUAUCCGACAAGAACAACUUAAGGGAGGAGUUUAGAGUUGAAAGGGAUUGUCCACGAUGGUGGCAGGAGUGGAGAUGACUGUUGUGUGACUUUCCUACCGGGAAGCAGAGUGCGUGGGAAGUGGGGAGACCUCAAGGCCCACCUCCAGUGGCCCACUUCUGCCAGCAAGGCUGACUUCCCUGAUGGUCCACAACCUUCAGAGACUGCUGCACACUGAGCACCAGCUGUUCAAAGACAAGUGGGUGCUGAUGGUGGUUGUUUGAUGAGAAAUGUCCCCUUUAGUCUUAGACACUUGAACACUUGGUCCCCAGUUGGUGAUGCUGUUUGGGGAGGGUUAGGUGAUGCAGCUGUGGCGGAGGAAGUGUGUCACUGGGGGCAGGCUUUGUCUGCCUUGAUUCUCUGCUUCCCAUGUGGGUUAAACAUGUGCCUCAGCUUCCUGGUUUUGCGCCAUGCCACUCUACUGGAGUGCCAACUGGAAGCCAAAAUAAACUCAAGUUGCCUUUGGCCCUGGUGUCUUAUUACAACAGAAAAGCAACAAACACAGGGGCCAUUUCUACAAGAGCUCCCUUCUUCAAAACCAGCAGUAACAGGCCCCUCUGGGUUUAUUCGGUGAAAAGUUCUCCACUCUCAAGGGCUUGUGUGACUACAUGGAGCUCACAUGAACAGCAUAAUCUUUACCCUGAGAAGGUCCUUGACCAUUAACUAUCACAUCCUCAACCUCUGUGCUGCAUAAAGUUCCUGGCAUUCUGUUUUGGGCCCUGGAUAUCUCUGGGAGAGUUAGACUGUCUAG